Triticum turgidum subsp. durum (durum wheat) is the source of this 3156-nucleotide messenger RNA. Lineage: Eukaryota; Viridiplantae; Streptophyta; Magnoliopsida; Poales; Poaceae. The record is from the annotation of a GenBank genome assembly.
AUGGAUAAGGCGCUGGUCUACGAAACCAGAGAUUCUGGGUUCGAUCCCCAGCGGAGUCGAUUUUUUAUUUCUUGCGCGCCAUUCCGUUUGCCGCGCGCACAGCCAAAAGGCCUUGCCGCCAUUUCGCAAAAUUCCCCACCAAAACUGACCACAUCGCCCGCGCUCUCUCCCUCUGCCAUUUUUUGCGGCCUGAAGCGAAGAAGACGAGAGGAGAUGGCGGCGAAGGAGGCUGACGGGGACCGCUUCAUCGAGAUGGUAUCGGCGGGGGCGCUUUACCGCGGCGGCGAAUGGGAGCGCAAGUACUGGAGCUGCUCAAGGGGCAAAGAUCGGUACCCGUACCCAGUGGGCUAUCACGCCGUCCGCCAUUUCUCCGGGAUAUCGUACGCCAUGGAGAUCCGGCAAGGACCCAGAGGGCCUGUAUUCCAGGUCACAUCCACCGAGGGAGAUUGCGCGACAGGCCAGACACCGGAUAUAGCUUGGAAGAACUUCCACAAGAAGACAGGGGCCAAAGUCAGGGACUGGCAGAGGCUGGGGAGCUUCCCUCAGAAGAUUGACGGUGUCGAGCUUUUUGGGUUCAAAAAUGCAUCUGUUCAGAGACUGCUUCGUCAGCUUCUAGUAGAUUCGACUGGAUUUGGAAUAGACAUGCCUUCUCCAAAAAUUUAUGGUGCUGCUUCACCGUCAACUGAUACGGUUGCAGCUGAUGUUUCUGAUGAUCACAAAGAGCAGCAUGUUUGUUUGGACAAGACAGUUGUAACUGCUAAAAGAAGUAUGAACCCGAUCCAGGAGGAAGGUACUGCUAAGAGAGCCCACAACCAGGAUAUGUUGACUUCAGUUGAUAACAGCACAGUAGAGUUGGAUAAAUCUGCUCGUCAAAGUUUCAACAAGGGAGAUCCUGUAAGCAACUCACAGUUGUCUGUUGUUUCUACUCCAAUAUGCAUGCCUCCAUUGCUGGAGGAAAUACCCUGUGAUUCAAAAUGCACUCUGGUUAAUGAUAAUUUGGGAGAUUAUGUUCCAAAUUCAUCUCAGGAAGAUGGUUUAUCUUCCAGUUCUUAUUUAGGCUCUGAAAAGUCUGACUUGGAAGCAGCAGAGAAGGAAGUAGCUAGGUCUAUGAUGACAUUUUUGCUUCCCCAAGCUAUCCCCCUUCUGGAGAAAACUUACAGAAGAAGGAAGGUUAAGCAAAAAAAGAAAGAAGAUGCAGUUUUAGCGAGAAGUGUUGCAGCUCAAAAUCCCUCUGCUGAUGGUUGCAAAGCAGGUGCCACUUCGCCUACAAGUGUUGGUGAAGGGAAUAUGAAUGGCUCUCAAACACAUGUACACAAGGAACCUCUGUGUGAGGCGGUUAAAGACAUCGGUCCUAAUGAUGAUUGCAUGAAAGAACAGAUCUCUAAAUCAGACGACAUGAAAGCCGUUGUCGCAGAUAGUUUUGAGGAUGAUGGACAGAUUGGGGGUGACAGCAGAUCCAAACCUACGGGUGCUCACCAUGAGUUUGAUGAUGCAUGCUCUAAGGAACCUAACGAGAACUUAAAGUUGUUAAAGAGCACAAGGGAAAGUCAUGCUCAAUUUUCUGAGAGUCAGGUUGAGGUACACAAUAGAAAGGAUAUUCCUGAUGUAGUAUAUGAUCAUGAGAAAGGUCAGUAUGUUUUGUCUGAUUCGCUCCUUGCUUGUCUAGAGGAAGAGUUUGGCAUGGAUGAUAGUUCCCACCCCGCGCACUACAAUCAUGGUAACAGCAAUGUUGAACCAGUGCAACGCCAACAGCAGUUGAAGGACCCAAAAGAAGGCAACAAUGGCUCUUCAAUAUCCACAGACAGGGCAGGUGACAAGAACAUGGGCAAUGGACACGAUGUUUCUCAUGCACUUUCAAACAUUAAUCAUGUGAAUGGUCUACUAUCCAAACACCCAGGAACAUCAGCAAGAGGAUCAGAUCAUCAUCUAGAACUUAUGGGCUGCUACCUGCACCCGAUGCCCGUCUUGUCUAUCAUGCUGAACACCAAAGACAGUAGCAGCUUACAUAUUUAUGUACUUUGUGGAUCUUCAGAGAGCUGUAAGAGAUUUCUCUACGUAUAUGACAUCACUCUUAAUGAUCACCAUGAGAAACCACCUAAUUUUGUCGGUUACACUACCCUUCUACUACCCUCAUUGGAGCAGGCUUCUACCGGGAAUUCUACACUUGGAAGAUCCGGGAUACAGUUUACACCUGAUGGGCAGUUUCUUGUCCUCCUUAGCAGUAUACGGAUACCAUGUUGCAGGAUGCAAAGCAUUGAUUGUUCAUGCUCCUUGUGUAAAGUGGAUCAGUGCGGUGACAAUUCUCUGAAAAUUGUAUCUGUUAACUUGGGCUACAUCUCGCUGUUGACCAAAUUGAUGCCUUCUGGGACAGUGUCUUGCUUUUUGAUAUCUGAGCCAAAUUAUGUUGUAGCAGCGGAAGACAGCAGAAACUUGCAUGUAUGGAUUAUGGUCACUGGAUGGAGUGUGAUCUCUGAGGAGUAUGUCAUUUCUAGUUCCGGUAAUGUGGGUCCCUCAAUACUGGAGCUUAGAAAAAUGCCAAAAAGCAGCUCUCUCAUUAUUGGCCAUGAUGGCGCAGGUGGCUUUUGUUUGUGGGACAUCUCCAAGCGAACACUUUUGUCAACUUUUGCAGCUCCAGGGAACAUCGUCUUCCAGAUUCUUCCUCUAGGCCUCUGUAGUUUACAGGAGGAUGUCGUUCAUUCUUCAGUUGAUGACAUAGAGAGAAGGUUACAAGAGAUCACAGUGAGUGAGAUGUCAGAAAAAGAUGAUGGUGAGUCCAGUCUGAUGUUAUCAGGAAAAGAUAUAGCGGUUUGGAUUAUGGUAUCUUCUGCUUCAGUAGCUGAGUACCAACAUGACCUUCAAGCAAAAGAACACAAUGCUCGAUGGAGGCUAGCUCUGCUGGCAAACAAUAAAGUUUUAAUGGGAAAUAUUUUUGAUCCAAGGGCUACUUCUGUAGAUGCCUGUGGUAAUCAUGGAUUUGCUGGAACACAUGGAGGUUUCUUCUAUAUGUGGGAAUUAUCUUCUGGGAGAAAGCUUACCAGCACACAGUGCUUCAAUUGUGCUCGAGUUUCCUGUGUUGCUGUUGAUGCCAAAUCAAGCGUAGUGGCAGUAGCUGACGAUGGCUGCCAGCUAUUACUUUACGCUCAAAAGAGGGUGUAA